UUUUAACAGCAUAUAAUUUAAUUAUCCUCUACAUCUGCCUCGAUUGAUAGAUAGUAUGUUCUCUACGUUUUACCUCUCAAAGUACAUAUAAAUCUGACGUUGGAAUCACCAUUUGAGCGAUUUAUGUAGUGCAUAAAUUCCAAAUCUGCCAUUUUGGAACAACUACCUAAGACUGAAAUUUAAUAAAUUUGCCUUGAUUUCAGGCAGAAAUGCCUCAACUCUAACCAUUUGUGAUUUUAGUAUUUUUUCUUGAACCUCAAACCUCACAUACAAAUUCAAUAGCAUUAUCCAAAUUAAAGUACCUCAGUGAUAUUUUUCACCACUAAACUUUUUUAGUGGACCCAGCCCAAACGAAUCCUUUUACUUUGGAAUAAAAUAACUAGUGACCCUUUUAAAUUCUAUAUAAAGCUUCACCAUACUCACAUUAUAACACUACACUAAAAAGUAGAUCCACUACAAGAUUUUCAUCCCUAAAAAAGAGAGGAAAAAAAAACCAUGGGUAACCAUAGUCUUCACUUGCUAAUAAUAUUCAUGUCCUUCCAAUGUUUUCUUGCUUAUCAUACCAUGGCUAAACCAUCCAUGACCUCAAAUCCAGCUGCCAUAAAAUUCAUCAAAAGUUCAUGUAAAUCCACACUUUACCCUGUGUUAUGUGUCCAAUGCCUCUCAGCUUUUGCUAACACUGUUAAACAAAGUGAGAAACAAUUAGCUCACGCUGCUUUAUCAGUUAGUUUAAGCAGAGCAAAAUCCACUACGAUAUUUGUAUCGAAGUUAAAUAGAAUACGUGGUCUAAAGCCAAGAGAAAAACAAGCAGUUAAAGACUGUUUGGACACUAUGAGUGAUAGUGUUGAUCAGAUAAAUAAAUCAAUUCCAGAACUUGGACAUACUGGUCAAUUUUCAGCAGGACAGGAUUUUAUGUGGCAUGUUAGUAAUGUACAGACUUGGGUAAGUGCUGCACUUACUGAUGAAAAUACUUGUCUUGAUGGAUUUUCAGGACCUGGUAUGAAUGGAAAUGUUAAGGCUGCUUUAAGGGUGAGGAUACUUCAUGUUGCACAAGUUACUAGUAAUGCACUUGCUUUGGUUAAUCGAUUUGCGGAUCGACAUCGACCUAGGACAAUCUCGAAUAGUCCUUAGUGUCACGGAGAAAUUCCUUAUAGGGAACGCUUCUUGGCCUUAGUGAAAGUUUGAAUUAGUCGGAUCAGUAAACCUCGAAUGGUUGGUAAGUCUAAAGUGAGGUUGCCAGUAGCCUUGAGUACUUUUGAUGUGUAAAGUCUAUUUUUUUUAAAAAAAAAAUUAAGUAUGAAUUUGGGGCUUUGUGUCUAGAGGUAAAAAUAUAGUAGUAAUAUGUAUACUGUUGUAGCAGGGUUUGUGAGAAAAAGUUCCAAGUUUGUAGCUGCAAUGAAAAGAUAGUGCAGCUUAAUUUCGUGGUCACUAUCUAUGUGAAUGUAAUAAUAUCUUCUUGCUUGUAUGAGCUUUCAUUUUCACUUUUGUAUAGUACAACUGCCUCCGUUUUAAUUUGUC
This is a messenger RNA of Capsicum annuum, 1518 nucleotides long. RefSeq names its product 21 kDa protein-like. The transcript has a single exon. Lineage: Eukaryota; Viridiplantae; Streptophyta; Magnoliopsida; Solanales; Solanaceae. Gene Ontology annotation, molecular function: enzyme inhibitor activity. Bases 496 to 1131 code for a protein of 211 amino acids. The record is from RefSeq and is a predicted model, not a curated record. Gene Ontology annotation, biological process: negative regulation of catalytic activity.